AUGGAUGCCAUUGGGUGGAAGAAGAAAAGGCUUUGCUUGCCGGAAAAAAUGGUGGUUAACAGGUGGAAGAGGAGGGCAGAUGCAUCCACGGACUGGAGAGAAAUUACAAGUCCAGAUGGAAGAAAGUAUUACUACAACAGGGUCACCAGGCAAUCAAAGUGGACAAUCCCUGAUGAACUUAAGUUAGCUCGGGAACAAGUGAAAAUGGAACCUUUCAAGGGAACACUAGAAGUUAAGGAUGUAAAUUCUCAUGCUCCAUCUUCUUCCAUUUCCCUCUUUGGGGUUAACAAAUUGUCCCCCAAUGUAGAUACCUCACCUUCUUCAUCUCAUGGAGUCGUUUCAAGCCCAAUUCCAGUGGCACCAGUUGUUUCAGUUGUUAGCCCACAACCUAUGGUGACAUCUGGAUCAGUGGCUUCCCCAGUAGAACCUUCUAGUGUGACUGCAAAUGCAAUUGGAGCGCAGACACCUCUAGAGAUUGCACCACCAACUGCUGCUUCUUCAGGAAACACUGAAAUUUCUGUCACUUCGAUCAACAAUGUUUUAACACUAAUGAGUCCUUCUGACAACGUUUCAGUUAGUGAUGUUGUAACUGCGGUUGAUGGAGUUGUUGUCGGGAAUAUGGAGGAAACCAAGACAGGUGUGGGGAUUGCUGGGAAGACCAAUAUUUCUGCAUCUGAAGAGAAAACAGUUGAUCAGGAAUCCUUAGUUUAUGAGAAUAAACAGGAUGCAAAAAAUGCAUUUAAAUCACUUCUAGAGAGUGCAAAUGUUGGCUCUGACUGGACUUGGGAUCAGGCCAUGAGAGCAAUAAUUAAUGACCGAAGGUAUGGUGCUCUUAGAUCGCUUGGAGAGCGGAAACAAGCUUUUAAUGAGUUCUUGGGACAAAAGAAAAAACAAGAAGCAGAAGAGAGGCGUGCUAAACAUAAAAAAGCGCGGGAAGAUUUUAAGAAGAUGUUAGAAGAGUCCAAAGAGCUGGCACCAUCCACAAGAUGGAGCAAAGUAAGAGCUAUAUUUGAAGAUGAUGAACGUUUCAUAGCUGUUGAACGAGCUAAAGACCGUGAGGACCUUUUUGAAGACUAUAUGGGGGAACUUGACAAAAAGGAACGGGCAAAGGCAUUGGAGGAGCACAAGCGAAAAAAAACUGAAUACAUCGAAUUUUUGAAAUCUUGUGACUUCAUUAAGGCAAGCAGCCAGUGGCGAAAAGUUCAAGACCACUUGGAGGCCGAUGAAAGAUGCUUCUGCCUUGAAAAAGUUGACCGAUUGGAAAUUUUCCAGGAAUAUGUACGUGAUUUAGAGAAGGAAGAGGAGGAGCAUAGGAAAUUACGGAUGGAGGAAUUGAGAAAAGCGGAGCGGAAAAAUCGUGAUGAGUUCCGUAAAUUGAUGGAAGGGCAUGUUGCUGCUGGCACACUUACAGCCAAAACCCACUGGCGUGAUUAUUGCAUGAAGGUUCAAGAUUUACCUGCAUAUCUGGCAGUCUCAUCAAACACUUCAGGUUCAACAGCAAAAGAUCUGUUCGAAGAUGUCCUGGAGGAGCUAGUAAAGCAGUAUAUUGAGGACAAGGAUUGCAUAAAAGAUGCAGUGAAGUCGAGAAAGAUUAACCUGUCGUCAACUUGGACACUUGAAGACUUCAAGGAUGCUAUUUUAGAGGACAGUAGCUCACCUCACGUUUCAAAUAUCAACUUAAAGAUUGUAUUCGAUGAGUUACACGAAAGAGUGAGGGAGAAGGAGGAGAAGGAGGCUAAGAAGCGUAAACGCCGUGCAGAUGACUUCUAUGAACGUUUAUGUACCUCUAAGGAAAUAACAGCGUCUUCGACAUGGGAGAACUGCAAAGCAUUCUUUGAAGAUAGACAGGAGAGCUGGUUUGUUGCAGAAGAGAACUUCUUUAGGGAGAUUUUUGAGAAAUAUAUAGCAGGACUGAAAGAGAAAGCAAAAGAGGAGCGAAAGCGGAGGGAGGAUAAGUUGGGUGGAGGCUAUAGUUGGCUGCUGGAAGGGACAGUGAGUAGGAAAAAGAUUAAGAAACUCUGGAAUACAGCCCCUCGUUGCUUGCUGUGGUUGGCCAAAAAGGAUAAAGAUGGAAAAGAUAGAGAGAGAAAGAGGACGAAGCACAGAAGGGAUAAAGAGAGAGGAUUUGAGAGUAAGAAAGGGAAAGACAAAGCAACAAACGAAGGAACAGACAGUGAGAUUACUGAUAGAACAGAAUCCCACCGUUCGGAAGAGAACAAAAGGUCAGGAAGAGACAAGGAUAAGAAACAUCGAAAGCGUCCGAGUUCCUCAGAUGAUUUAAAUUUUGAUGACCAUGAGAAAGAUCGGUCCAAGAGUUCCAACAGACAUAGCAGUGACCGCAAAAAAUCAAAGCAGAUGAAGGCCUUACUGUUAUAUGUGGAGCAGCAUGUAUCCUCUGCUGAAGCAGAUGUUGAAAGCAAGUCCAAGAGACACAAGCGAGAUUACCGGAGUGGUUCUCAUAAGAAUGGUGAUUAUGAGGAGCAUGAAGACAGAGAAUUUGCUGAGGAUGGGGAAGUUUGGUAGUGAUUUUUCAUUCUAAUAUAUUCCCCUUUGUUCAAUAACGGCUUGAUAUGUUUUAUUUUUUACAUGUUAUUUAUAUGAUUGCAUAGUUUAUUAGAUUGACAAUACAUAUAUAUAUCUAUCAUGCCUUUUUUUUUGGUAACUGAUCAACA
Molecule: messenger RNA, 2672 nt
Organism: Ilex paraguariensis (yerba mate)
Lineage: Eukaryota; Viridiplantae; Streptophyta; Magnoliopsida; Aquifoliales; Aquifoliaceae
Source: the annotation of a GenBank genome assembly